Molecule: messenger RNA, 2345 nt
Organism: Cydia pomonella (codling moth)
Lineage: Eukaryota; Metazoa; Arthropoda; Insecta; Lepidoptera; Tortricidae
Gene: CPR139
Product: cuticle protein 21-like
Exons: 3
Coding region: 1338-1916 (192 amino acids)
Cellular component (GO): extracellular matrix
Source: RefSeq, a predicted model, not a curated record
GUGUGAACAUCUUAAUGCGGUUCAUAGAAUACAUCCACUUACUAAGUUUGAACAGUAUAGCUCUUAUAGUUUCGGAAAAAAGUGGCUGUGACAGAAUCGGACAGACAGACGGACAUGACGAAUCUAUAAGGGUUCCGUUUUUUACCAUUUGGCUACGGAACCCUAAAAAGCUACAACUCCCUAGGGAGUUACAACUUUUUUUUUAAAUUAUGUCACUAAUUCAUACAAACCAAGUAGCGUAAAUGAGUUUUACUUUGGUGCUGCCUAGUUUAUGUUUGGUUGUGUUUAAAAAUAUUUAAUUUGAUUAAUUGAAUAGCCGUUUAAAAUAUUUUUACGUAAUUUUCAAUCGCGGCUGAAUGCAGAAUAGGUCUGUGCCUUCGAUGCCUAACCUAUUUAAACAUAAUUCCGCUUAAAAUUUAGUUUUUUCUUCGCAAGUGUGAUGAAAAAUAUUGUGUGUAACUCCGGUGGUAAGAAUAUUGCAAACUCGGGUCUCUAAUUCCCUCCAGCCUACGGCUGUUGGGAAUUACCACCCUGGCUUCCAAUAUUUCACUUACCCCCUCGUUGCACAAUGUACUAUAGUUUGUAUGUCUUAUCUGCAGGUCUAUCUAUGGCACACUGCAGUCUAAACAUUAGUCAGCUCAUUCAGUUUAAUCAACCGCCGUGUCACCUAAUUUGCGGUAAGUACGCAGAUUUGCAAGGCUUGAGAAAUGAAACUAUUUAACACUUGUACAUUAUUACUAUACUUAAUAGCAAUUAUCGGUUGCUUCUGUCGAAAUUUUCGUAGGUCGUGCUCGGCGGUAAUGAAAAAUGCGAGGGGCGGAGCGCGCAACCGCAGCCCCGCGGCUUUAUAUAGACGGAGCCCUACAUCCUGCCGCCAUUGUCGGGUAGAUCAUUCAUCUCGUUUAAAAUGUGGAGAAUUAUUUGCGUAAGUUUAUUUUGGAAUAACUAUUAUCAGUCGAGGCAAGUGCAAUACUAUGGGGUCAAUCACGCCUAUCCCUAUAUAUGCAAAGACCAAAAAAAAGGAUUAGAGGACCGUUCAUCGUAGCCACAUUUUUGCUAUAAAAGUCCUUAUUGAGUAACUUUAAAAGUUAUUUUAGUUUUUGUAGACAUAUAAAUUCAGUUAUUUUUGAAAUUCUAAUUGAAGUAACCUGCUGUAAAUGUCUGUAAUACAAGAAAAUCUCUGUAACAAGUGAAAUUGAAAGGAGAUUAUUGCUUACAUUCUUAGUCUGGAGUUUUUAAAAUGAAACUAACUGGAGCUCGAACUGAAAGUGUACUUAAUGCUUUACCUGCGCUAAAGAAGGUACGUUAUGUUUAAAUAUUAACAUGCAGUUUUGUCUAUGGUACUUGUGAACAUUGACACAAAAUUUGCACCCAUUCACACCGGGCCUUCUUUGGCGCCCUGCGAGUCCUGCGACUUGCGUAGUGCUGUUUAUUAUUCUGUGGCGUUGUUUCAGGUAUCGUUGUUAGCUUGGUUUCUGCUGGUGACGGACGUGGCGGGCCAGGAGUACCUGCCGCCCAAGCCCGGCGGCAAGAAGCCUGCUCCCGAACCUACCUUACCAGCGAACUACGAUUUCUCAUACAACGUGGAAGACAACGGCGUGAGCCUAGACUUCGGUCACAACGAGAAGCGUAAGGAUGACCGCGCGACCGGCUCCUACCACGUGCUCCUGCCUGAUGGGCGCAUGCAGUUGGUGGAGUACGAAGCUGGACCUGAUGGGUACAAGCCACAGGUAAUGUACAUGGGCACAGCAACGUACCCCGCGCCGGCGGCGGACAAGUUCGACGGCUACCACUACAACGCGGCCUCCAACCGCCAGAGCGUGCGCCAGGCCGCGCCGCGCCAGGCCGCCCGCACCGCGCCGCCUUCUCCUGCAUCCCCCGCGCCUGUAGCUGCCCCCGCUAAUGCCACGCGAUAGACUAUGGAUUCCCAAAUUCCCGCGGGACGAAUCAAGCCUAUCCGACCCAUAAAAACAACCAAGUUCCAUAUAAUCCAGCCAGUGGGCAUCAUGCCGCCUGCGCCAGCGACACCGGCGCCUGCGACUGGACUCUUUAUGUCUCAAAUGAUCUUUAUUUGCUCAAUAUCAGCUACGAUAAAACAACCCCGAAACAUUAAUAAAUAAAACACUGUAUAUGUUUACUACCCAGAAAUUUCGAAAUCAAUAAAUAGUCCCACAAAUAUCGGCCAGUGAGAACAUUGGGCAAAAUCCGGAAGUGUAUUUAAUAAUGUUAGGACAGGGAAAAGAUAUUCAACGUAACUCGUUUAAUAAUUUGUUACUAGAGUCAGACCAAGAUAAGUUGGCAGCGAUUUUGAUAGCCCAGACGGUGCAAGUGUAAAGUAAAUGUCA